Molecule: messenger RNA, 3511 nt
Organism: Anoplopoma fimbria (sablefish)
Lineage: Eukaryota; Metazoa; Chordata; Actinopteri; Perciformes; Anoplopomatidae
Product: serine/arginine-rich splicing factor 11-like
Exons: 11
Coding region: 2009-3013 (334 amino acids)
Cellular component (GO): nucleoplasm
Molecular function (GO): RNA binding
Source: RefSeq, a predicted model, not a curated record
AUGAAGAAAUCGUAGUAUACCAAAAUCUACUUCACUGACAUUUACAGAUUACGAGUUGAACAUUGCCAAGCUGUGGGCGUCGCAGUGAAGUGAAGUUGUUAAAACUCUUAACCAUAUGCAUUUUUUUUUUCUCCCCCAUAUUGGACUUUCCUCUGUUAAACUUCUCUCUGUUAUUUGUGUGUGUGUGUAUGUGUGUGUGUGUGAUUUUUGUAGUGAAGAAGGCAAAAGCAGCCCCCUCGUUGAUGGCUGAAAGUGGUCCUCUGCCUGCCAACAGGGGAUUGUAGACAUUUGCAAAGGCCAGCAAGCAUUCAAGUCCCACCCGUUCUUUUUGUGUCCUCUAUUCUUUCUCUGCCUUCUCUUUCUCUUUCCUUCUGUCUAAUUAAUCUUUUCUAGGUGGUUUAGUUCAGAGCAUAAAGGUCAGAUAGCAGAGAUGUAGCCUGAAACAGUGCUCAUUUUGGCAUUGUUUUUGCAAAACUCUUGAAUGCUGCUUUGCUAUUUUAUGGUAAAAGCAUUGUUCCUCAACGGAUAAGGCUGGCAUUAAUCUUCUUUUUUUUUUUAUGUCAACAAUCCCAUAAAAAAGACCUAAAGACCAUCAUUGACCAAAAACAUAAUUGAGCCGACCUUUUUUUGUUCAUAAUGAUGAGCACAGGCAUUCAUUUUCAGUCAAUGUUCUGUCACCACCCUGCAGCCAUAAAUACUUGCCAGCAGACACCAAAUGUGUGUGUUAGUCCUAACAAAUGCACUUUUUUUUUUACUCCUGUAUGAGAUAUUUUGGUUGCUCUGUGAAGUCACUUAGUCUUUUUAAACAUAAUAAAAUUGUAUAUUUUUGACCUGUUUUUAAAGAUCUCAGUGGUAACAAAUGAGAUCAUGGCUGAGAGCAGAAAGUAUUGACAAUAACCAAUAAUGUAAUAUCGCCAGCCUUAUCUUGUUAAAUAUCUAAAAAAAAAAAAACCUCUUUAAAGAAAAAGCUUUUUGUUAUUUGGGUUUGGUGGGAAAAGCCAAUACAAAGAUACUGGGUGCUAAUAAUCGCUUCAUCACACAAUGGCCAAGCAACUCACACUGCACAUACUUAACUCAAAAAUGUGAACAGCUAAUUUUGCGACUUAACAAAGGAUGAUUGGUUAUCUUCUAUAACAGCCAAGUUGUCUAAGAUGCCAGCCCAACAUGAAACUAUGUUGGUAAAAUAUAUUCUCUUUAACAGUGGUCUUCUUUUGUUGUUGUGUUUUACAGUUCUUUUUCCUGGCUCAGCCAGUCCUGUAUACCAGGCCCUGCAGAAAAUACCAUCCAACAGUUUUGUCUCCUGCAGCAAUUUCUCUCUUCAGUGUGCUCUUUUGUUUAAAUGUUGUCAUUGUUGUGUGUCUGUAUUUAGGUCAUGUCUUUUUUGUGAAAGAGUAUGUUUUUGGGGGUGGAUUUAUUGUGAGAUGAUUAUGAGUUGUUUAUUUGGCAUUUUAAAAAAACAAUGCAAUCAGUGGCAAAAUGCAAAUAAAGAUGAUGCCAAUAUUUUUUUGAUUGGACUGUGGUAGCGCGGAUUGAUCCAACCGGUCAUCCUCUGCUUAGGUUUGGUUAAUUGAAGCAGUGGCAGGUAAGGAUACUAGAAUAAUGAUGUUCAGCAGACACGCUAGCCACCCUGAAUUCUGCUAUUGUCAUUAAGUACAUGCCACUAUAUGCUCUGACAUUUGUGUUUUUGGUAAGUAAACACUGAUAGCUUGUAUAGUGUUCUUGCCAAAAUCCCUAAAAUUCUCUCUGUUGUGUGUAUCUCGAUUUUUCUCUGUGUGCUUUUAGUAGCGAAGCCGCCAGCGUGAGUCGCUUGUUUCAGUAAACGUCUUAAUGAAAAUUGAGGGCUCACCCAACUGGAGAAGCAGCUGUGCUUGCUAACGUUUGGUUCAUGACUUAAAAAACACUUUCAGGAUCUAUUCCUGAUGAGGCUAAAGCUUUGUCACUGUUGGCGCCAGCAAACGCUGUUGCAGGAAUUCUGCCAGGAGGAGGACUUCUUCCAACGCCCAAUCCUAUGUCUAACCCAGGGAUGGGAGGAAACCCUUUCGGUGUUCCAAACAUGGACGCAAUGGCUGCAUUUGGAUUCCCAGGAGCUAAUAUGAAUCCUCAGGCUGCUGACCAGCUGUUAAAGUUCAUGACAGAUCCAAAACUGAAUCCUUUGGCUGCAGGCUUGAACCUGAGUGCAAGUCUGAAGGCUGACGCUUCUAAUAAAGAAAUUGAAGAGGCCAUGAAGAGAGUCAGAGAGGCCCAGUCGCUCAUUUCUGCUGCCAUUGAACCUGGAAAUAAGGAAAGCAAAAAGAAGCGUUCUCGUAGUAGGUCCAGGUCCAGGAGGAGGAGGUCCAGAUCACGUUCUAGACACAGGCGAACACGGAGCAGAUCACGCAGACGAUCAAACUCCAGAAACAAGAGGCGCUCCAAAAGCCCUCGCAGGAGACACACCGACUCCAGAGACCAAAGCAGGAGAUCUCCAAGCAGAUCCAGAGAUAGAAAGAAAGAAGACUCAGGGAGAAGAAGAUCCAAAACACCACCUAAGAGCUACAGCACAGCCAGGAGAUCACACAGCGGGGACAGGAGACGCAAGAGAAGUCGAAGCCAUAGCCGAUCUCCUCCCAAAAAGAGGACUCCAUCUCCUAGAAGACACAAGAAGGAAAAGAAAAGGGAUAAGGAAAGGGACAAGGACCGCAAGAGUGAAAAAGAUCGCAGUCGUGAUGAACGCGAACGCUCCGUCAGCAAGAAAAAGAAAAGCAAGGACAAAGAACGAGAGCGAGAACGAGAGAGAGAGCGGGAACGAGAGAGGAAAUCAGACGGAGAGAAAGGAGAUGUAAAGGUCACCAGAGAUUAUGAUGAGGAAGAACAAGGCUAUGACAGCGAGAAGGAGAGGGAGGACAGGAAGGAUUCUGACGACUCUGCUUUGUCUCCUCAGUCUGUAGAAGGUAACGGCACAUCGAGGCCUGUGAAGCAGGCCAAAGUAAACGGAGCUGACGAUCACCACGAAGAGGACAUGGAUGUCAGCGAUUAGGUGGUCCGUCCCUCUCUGUCCCCUCAUUAUUCCUCCGUUUUGGUUGUAAACAUGUCACGACUCCUCCCCCCCUCCCCCUAAAUCUUAAAUGUGAAGUGAGCGUCAAAUGUAUAGAUUUUUCGCACCGAAGGGUCAUCAACUCUUUUCUUGCAAAUAUGCAAUGCAGAAUGUCAUUUUCGCAGAGAGUUCGUCCGAUGACAUUGUCACAUUGCUUCAAAGUACCCACACGCUUUUUGCCUCUACGAACGUAGUCGGUUAAAACUGGAAGUAGGCUUGCUUUGCUUUUCUUGAGCUUGUGUUGUCAGGUUUUGUCACUUUUUUCACAUAUUGUAUCUUUUACAUUUUUGUUUAGUGUCGUGGUAUUGUUGUUCAGGCCUCUUCCUCCCCCCAUGAUCCCCCCUUCCUCCUCGAAACAGUUAAAAACAUUUGUUUCUUGUUAUUUGAAAGUGUUGAUUGUUUUAUCAAGGAUUUCUUUUAUAAUAAAGCCUAUUUGGAAGA